Messenger RNA from Caenorhabditis angaria, 251 nucleotides. The record is from the annotation of a GenBank genome assembly. Lineage: Eukaryota; Metazoa; Nematoda; Chromadorea; Rhabditida; Rhabditidae.
AUGGGGACGAGGAUUUUGUUGGUUUUCUCGGCCAUCCCGCCGAUUUUUUUUGAAAAAUUCGCUGAAAAUCGGGAUUUCCCUGAAAUUAUCAGCGAAAAUGCAGUUUUUCAACGACGAUUUAAAUUUUGCAUUGAUUAUUGGGCCGUGGCAAAGCUAGGAGGUCAGAAAGAAGCUGAAAAAUUACGUGGUGAGUGAUUUUAUGAAAAAUUGAAGAUUUGCAUUGAUUUUCAGGAUUUAUGUUACUGGAAUGA